AUGGAUUUUGAACAUUACAACACUAUUGUAGAGUUACGUCCUCAUCCUACAACUCCUUCAACAACUACACCAACAAAGUAUAACACAUCCGACAACAACAACAACAACAACACUCAACAACAACAACAACAAUCAGUUGCUGAUAAGAAACAUUCAAAAAUAUCAUCUACAAUAUCAUCAGAUGGAAAAUGGUGUUGGUACCAUCAUGAGAACCAACUAUUCUUAUAUGAUUCAACUACAGGUCGUCGUCUAACAACUUGGUGUUUUGUUGAAAGUAACAAAGAGUUAAAUAUACUUACAGUUACAGAAUUAAAUAUAUUUAAUAGAAUCUAUUUACUAUGUGCUGUUGGUGUAAGUCAUAGUCAAAGUCAUUUAAAGAUAUUGGAUGUUCAACAUGCGAUGACUAUUAGAACCAUCACACUCCCAUUUGCAGUGUCAUUUAUUAGACAAUUGGUAUCGGCUGACCCUAUAUCAAGCGAUGAUUGCAUUGGAAGAUUUAAAUGCCCAGUUGUUAUCGGUGCAAAGGGAGGUCAAUCUUUGAUCGUUGACAUUGAUUUCAAUCCAAGAGACUUGUCAUUGGCAUCGAUCAAUCGUCAAUACUCUAUCAAGGCAGUAGAUGUAAAGACCUACAAUGGUAAAACAUUUUGGGAAGGAAACAAAUCAUCUCUUUAUCCAUGUGUUUUAAUUGGUUCUGGUGAUGGUGGUGCUGCCAAUAAUAAUAAUAACAAUCAAAGUCAAUCAAAUAACAAUAACAACAAUAAUAAUAAUAAUAAUAUUUCCUCAUUGCCAUCAACUGAUAACCAUAGAUUUGAUUAUCCAUACAUUGUAGAGACAGACUAUGUAUUACACAAUCGUCAAGAUAUAAAGUCUCAAAUCAAGUAUAUUAAGCUUUCUGGCUCGGGUAUCUAUGUUACUGCCAUUACCUAUAUUCCUUCUAUUCAAGCAUUGGCUAUUGGUUACAAUAUGGGUUGUUUCCAACUCUUUUCAACUCACAAUGGUACUCUUAAUCUCGUCUAUAGCUCCCCAUACAAAGAGUUUGAACAUCGUUUCCCAGUUACUCACUUUCUUUUCCAAGAGUUGGAAGAUGAUAUGGAUUCUUCAAGUUCAUAUCUUUGGGUUGGUAGAGGUAAUUUGAUAAGUAAUAAUUGUCAAGUAUCUAUAAUUUUGUAUAAAUUAGAUUUUAUUAAAUCAUCUACUUCAUCAAUGUCGGUCAUAAAAAGUAUUGAUAUUUUACAAUCUAUCGAGAAUCAACAAUUAAAUAUUACCUCUUCAUUUAUUGGUACUAUUUUCAAGAUGGAUUACUUUUUUAAACAAAACGAAUUGGUUGAUAAUACACCAAAAUCAAAAUCUAUAUUUAUUUAUCAAACUCAAGAUCAACAGGGAUAUCAACGUUUAGAAGUAAAGAUUUUUGAUUUAUCAAGGUUUGAAAAGUUUGGAAAGGAAACUGGUAAUCCUUCAAAAUGGCUUUACCAAGUUCAAUUAAAUAAUAAUAUUCAAAAUAAUGUCAUGAAUUGUUGGAUUGAUAAAUAUAGUAUUUCAAGAAAUAUUUAUAAUCCAUUUGAAGAUGAAAUGGAUGCACCAUUGUCACUUUCACAUCCAUCAUUUGAUUUAUAUUUAUUACAAGAGGAUUCAGUUAAAAAAGUUCAUUAUCUCAAUCCUCAGGAACAUGCAGUCGAUGCAAUGGCCAAAAAUGGUACUUUGACAUUUAGUAAUCCACAACCACUCUUUUCAAAGUUUAUCGAACACAAGAUAUUUAGUUUCCCACGAUCAGAACCAGCUCUACAAACAAAUGAUUUCAUUUUAUUUGCUUUAGAUAAUAAUAUGUUUUCUUUAAUUAUUGAUUAUAUUACAAAUAGUACAGUUACAAUUGAUUUUAAUGGAAAAGAAAAGAUUAAUUACUUUUUAACAAAUCCAAAGAUGGUAUUGGAUAUAACAUGGGAAUUUUUCGAAAAUUUAGAAUCAAGUAUCAAUGUUGCCGAUAUUUUCUCGGUUGGUCAAGGAGAAAAGGCCACGAGAGAAAAGUUACAAGAUAGAUUGGAAAUGGUCUAUGUCAAGAUGAUGGAUACUUUUAGCAUUGUCGAUAGUCUAUGUGAAAGAUAUAAAACCGAGAAUAAUACAAACGAAAUUACAUCGAAUCUUGAAAGAAUGUACAAAACCAUCUUACAAUCUACUCAACACCUCGAAGUAUUAAAGUGGGCAUUGACCAAUGACCUUCUCACUGCACCAGUACAAGCUCAAAUUGAUAAGGUUUCGGCAUUGGUAUCUCUCAAACGUUCCAAUAACAAACAACUCCUUUCAACUUUGGGUCAAGAACAAGAAAACAGUCCAUUAUUUAUUGAUAUUCUAUUCAAAAGAAUUUCAAAACACGAUACCUAUCCUCCAUCCUCAACCAUUGAAUUUAAAAAGUUUUUGGAUCUUUUCAAAUCUUCAAACAAGUUUACUAAAUUGGUUCAAAUAUUAUUUUAUUUAUUAUUAGAUUUGGAUACAAUUGAAAGAUUACCAUCAAAUUUAUUAUCAUCACUUCAAAAUACUUUUUGUAUAUCUCCAGAUGAUAUUUCAUUUAUCCAAGGUAUUUGGGGAUUAGAUUCUGCAAACUUGUAUGAAGAUAUUCAAUUAUCAAUGAAUGAUUCUUAUCGUGAAUUAAAUUCUAGCACAAAAUCAAAGAAAUAUGGAUAUGAAAUAUUAUCAAGAUUCUAUGCAAAUGGUUCACACAUGAAUGCAUUGUUUUUUAUGAAAUCAAUUGGAUUUGAUCCAAAGGAUAUCCAACAAGCUACUUUGGCAAUGAAGAUCCUUCUCUCAAAUGAUUCUUCGGCAUCAUUAAUGGAAGCUAUUAUUUUUGAAAGAAACUUUAGAAAGAAAUUUAAUACCUUGGAGUUGGAUUCAAUUGAAAAGUUAUUAUAUCUUUUAUUUGAUUUUUGUACUAAAAAAAAAAAAUUAGAUAAAUUAAUGGAGAUGCCAUUGGAUGAUAUUGAAGAUCAAUGUUUUGUUCAUUAUUUGUAUGGUAUUAAUGCAUCUAAAUUGGUUCCAAUCUAUAUGAUUCGUAGAGGUAGAAUUGUUGAAGGUUGUAAUGUUCAAAGAAAAUUACAACGCACAGAUAUUUUACAAUCAGCCACCUCUUCAUCAUCAUCGUCAUCUUCCCAAUUGUCACCAUCGGAUCAACUUUAUUCAAUGUUUAUGGAUAAUUUCUCUUCGUCUAUUCCAUCGUUGCAAAAGAAUGCAAUCACUCAAGAGGUUCCAAAAUCUGACAACUUUUACGAUUUUGAUAUUCCAGAUGAACCAUUGUCGAUUCGCGGUGCCAAUUCCAAUACAAAUGAAUGCAACGUACCAUCAUUUGGAUACCAACCAUUCAUUAGAGACCAUCCAGUACCCAAGCUCUACAAUGACAGCGACGAUCUAAAGGCUCAAGGUGAUGUUGGAAACUUUAAAGGAUUCACAAAGAUUGACAGAGCAGCUCACAUUGAACCAUUCAAUGCAGAGGCAUUUGCUCAACAACACGAUGAUGCUUUCCUCAAGGGUAAAGAUAUUAUUCUAGACUCUUCGACAAUGACCGACGACCAUACUAUGCAUGAUGACGAUGAUAGUGACAAUGGUGAUGAUGAUGAUGAUCAAGACUUUGAAUUCUCACAAUCACAAGAGACUCAAACACCAAAGCCAGUCUUGUUAAAGUCUGCCCUCAAGAAUGCACAAUCACCUUCGAGUAAACGUAGAGUCCAAAUUCAAGAGUCUAAAAACAUCAUGUAUCCUAUCGAAUCAAAGGAAGAUGUUAUUGCCUCAACAGACGAAGAUACCGACGAUGAAGAUGACUACAAUGAUGACGAUGACGAACGAUUCGAUGAUGCCGAUGAAGACCAAGACGAAAAUCUAAAUUAUUAUCAAACUCAACAACAUGUUGAUCAUGAUGAUGAUGAUGACGAUGAAAUGGCAGAAGAAGAUUCAUUGUAUGGAAAGAAUAGUAGCAGUCUUUCCAAUAUUAAAAGUACCAUUAGAUCAAUGAUGAGAGAUGUAAAUCAACAACACCAAGACGAUGAUGAUGAACUUCGUGAUUCUCGAAUCUAUCAAGGUAUGGAAUUUGAACAAGAUAUUGGAAUGGGUGAAGAUGAAUUUGAAGAAGUAGAAGAACUUGAUGAAGAUGGAGAGGAAGACAAUUACCCAUCAACACAGCAAUAUCUCACCAAGAAUAGAAGUAGAAUCAGAGAAUUGGAUGAUAACGACCAAGAAGUUGAAGAGGAGGAAGAAGAUGAUGAAACUAUUCUUGCAGGUAUGAAGAAAACUGGUUACAUUUAUCAAUCAGAUGAAGAAGAUUAUGAUUUUGGUGAAGAUUCACUCGAUGAAUAUGACCUCGACGAUGGCUACCAAAUUAGACAACAUGUACCAAUGCCAAUGGAUGGAGGCACUCAAGAUGAUCCUUUUGAAAUUUUGAGCUCUGACGAAGAGCAAGAAAAGGAACAACCCCCACCCAAGCCAAAGGCAUCUAAACACCAAGCCACCUCUAAAUACUCUUAUGACAACGAUCAAGAUGAAGACCUCUCAUCUGAUUACUCAACCAGCACUAGUUCAGGAUCUCCAAAGCAACCAUUCGUCUCUGAACUCCCAUCUUCAUCUCCUCGUCAAGCCCAACAACAAGAUGAUGAACAAGAACAAGAACAAGAAGAAGAAGAAGAAGAAGAGGAAAAAGAGUUCAACCCAUUUGUACAAGAAAUAAUCGAGACCACCUCUAGCAAGGACAAUCAAUCAUUUGACGAGUUUAUGCAAGAGAAUCAAAUUUCCUUUGAUGACAUUGCAACAAAAGAUUCUCCCAUCUCCUCUCAACCAAUCCAAAAUAUUUUAGAAACCCAAGCUUCUUCUAGUACUAUAGAUGAAGAAGAAGAAAAAGAAAAAGAGGAAGUAGAGGAAGUAGAGGAUGAAAUAAUUGAAGAGGAUGAUGUUGAUCAAGAAAUUAAAGAGGAAAUGGAACAAGAAAAACCUUUGGAAGAGAUCAUCGAUGAAGAGAUUAUUGAAGAGGCAGCUCAAGAAGAAGACAUGCAAGAAGAGGAACAAGAUGAAAUUGAAGCUGAGGAAGAACAAGAAAUUUUAGAUCGAAUUGCUCAAGAGGAGCAGGAGGAGGAAGAAGAAGUACAAGAAACCAAAGAAGUAGAAGAACAAGAAGAAGAAGAGGAGGAGAAAAGUGAAGAUGAUGAAGUUACGAAACCAUUGGCGAGAAGAGCAAGUAGAAAAGCUAGAGAACAACUAAGUACCAUUUCUUCUGCAACCAAGAAAAAGAAAUCAAAAUCAGCAGCAAAACCAUCAACUACGGACAAGAACAAAAAAAAGGAUAAGAAAAAGAAAAAACUAGUGACAAAUAAUAAUAAUAAUAAUAAUAAAUAA
Cavenderia fasciculata is the source of this 5364-nucleotide messenger RNA. RefSeq lists its product as uncharacterized. The transcript has 9 exons. The record is from RefSeq and is a predicted model, not a curated record. Bases 1 to 5364 code for a protein of 1787 amino acids. Lineage: Eukaryota; Evosea; Eumycetozoa; Acytosteliales; Cavenderiaceae.